GUUUCAUGUUGCGACUGGCAUCGCUGAACAGCAGUAUUGUUUAAUAUAAUUAUCUUUUCCUAUUUCUCGAUUACCUGCGGACUGACACCAUCAUUGGAAAGUUCUUGUCGCCAUCGCUUUCUGCCUAUUAUUGACGGAUCAACGGCCCACUCUAGUCAGCUACUCAAACCUACCUACCGCACGCAACCACAUCCCCCAUGUCCUUAUUCGGAACAUCUCCAGAGGACUCCUCUGGCACUGGAUUCGGCCAGGGAAGAUCAUCUCUUUUCUCUGACGAGUCAGGCACUGGUGCCAAUGCAUCAUCCUCCCUCUUCGCCGACGACGAUUUCGGAUCGAAGUCGCUAUGGAGCAGCAGUAAUACCAAACGAGCAGCUAGACAUAAGCUUGUGAAGACUUUACUCGCGGAUACGGAUGUUCCUGAUAGCUAUAUCGAUACCUACGAUCUGGUGCUGAGCGCCGGAAAUGGGGUUGGGUCUGGUAUUGGGUUGACGGCGGUGCGGGAGAUACUCGCGGGCAGUGGACUGAAUGCAACGGAUCAGGCUAAGAUACUGAAUCUCAUUGUACCCUCGGAGAGCAGUCACUCGGAUAAUCUGGGACGGCCCGAGUUCAAUGUUCUGUUGGCUCUCAUAGGCCUUGCGAGGGAAGGCGAGGACAUUACGUUCGAUGCGGUGGAUGAACGGCGCAAAAACCUGCCAGAGCCGAAGAGCUCCUACUUUGAUCGAUUGAGAGCAAAUGACGGAUCUGCUCCAUCGCAAGAACGACCGACUACGCCUUCUACUCGUGCGGAUCCCGUACAAGAGCCGAGCUCAGACCAGUCUCGAUUUUCGAGGAGAGACUCCAUGGGCGGUCUGGAGUCCGAUCCAUGGGGUAGCCCACAACGAACUCGUGACGGAGCUGGACCGGCGUUAAAUGGCUACGGGAGCAUGCGGUCGACCAUGAAUGCUUGGUCUAGCAGACUUCCCGAAGAGAAUAACGAGAGCGAGGUACCAAAUGGACAUGUUGCAGGUAACGUCACGGCUGGUACUGUGUCGUCUACCGUGGACUCGGGCUGGGGUGAUUACAGCAAUACGUCUACUAGCGCGUUUGAGGCCCCAGACCGAACUGGGUUUGGAGGUUUCGGUCCUCCAGGAGAUGACCAGGGCGAUAGCACUUCUCAGGCACAGCCACUGGGCACGGGGAGAACCACGGGUCCCCAGCCGGUGGAAGAAAUAAAGGUGACGUUGCUGCCCGAGAAAGAGGGUGUCUUUCUGUUUCAGCAUCGAAAUUACGAGGUAAAAUGGACCCGGAGAGGCAGCACUGUCGUUCGACGGUACAGCGAUUUUGUCUGGCUGUUGGAUUGUCUACAUAAACGAUACCCGUUCCGACAGCUCCCACUUCUUCCACCAAAAAGAGUUUCAGUCAAUGGCACUCACCUCGCAGCUGAUUCCAACUCAUUCCUCGAGAAGCGCCGUCGGGGCCUCGUCCGUUUCGUCAAUGCCCUCGCCCGCCAUCCCGUGCUCAGUCAGGAACAACUCGUCGUGAUGUUCUUAACGGUCCCUACAGAACUGUCGGUAUGGCGCAAGCAAGCGACGGUGUCCGUCCAGGAUGAAUUCACGGGAAGAGUCCUCCCUCCAGAACUGGAAGACUCUCUGCCGUCGAAUCUAUCAGACACUCUGGAUACCGUCCGCAAUGGAGUUAAACGCUCUGCAGAGAUCUACAUCAAUCUGUGCAUGUUACUGGAGCGUCUAUCCAAGCGAAACGAGGGGUUGGCGGCAGACAAUUUGCGAUUCUCCUUGGCACUGCAAUCAUUGACGGAGGUUACGCGGGACACGUAUGCCAUUGACACGAACGAUGUUCCUAUGCUCAACGAGGGUAUCAGUUGCACGGCGAAGCAUCUCGCCACCAGCCAAACUCUGCUGGAAGAUGAGGCGCAGGCAUGGAAUGAAGGCGUGUUGGAAGACCUGAAGCUCCAGAGAGACUGGCUGGUUAGCAUGCGCGAACUGUUUGACCGGAGGGAUCGAUAUGCGAAGAACAACAUCCCUCAGCUUGAGCGACGGAUUGAGAAUAAUGAGAAAAAGCUGCAGGAUCUGAGAGCGCGGCCGGAGGGUACUGUCAAGCCAGGAGAUAUUGAGAAAGUGGAGGAGGCGAUUUUCAAAGUACGUAAUCUCUGUUUGCAUGGCCAUGGUGAACGUACUAACGGGAAAACUAGGCCAAGGAGUCCAUCGUGCAACAACAUGCGCGAGGUGUGUUUAUCAAGGAAUGCAUGCUCCAGGAACUUAUCUACUUCCAACAGAGCCAGUACCAGAUUAGCCAUCUCCACCAGGACUGGAGCCAAGAGCGCGUGAAGUACGCGGAGCUGCAGGCAGACAACUGGCGGCGCCUGGCGGAUGCAGUGGAAGGCAUGCCGACCGGGAGUGAGUGAUGGGACCAAGAAUCUUUCUGGAAGUGAUAUUUCCUGUCCAUUUUGCUAUAUGCAUUUUGCGUUCAUUGGGUCUCCUGGUCUUUUUGGAUGAUGGCGGAUCGUCCAGUUGACAUUGCCAGUUUGCUGUUUUUGACUCUUGGAUGAUGCUUUAGCCGGCCGUUUCACCAUCGAUCUCUUUUCUUUUGCUCGAGUACAUAAUUUGCUAGAGAGUAUUUAACAGCGUAUACUUACAGGUUGUUGUCAGCGAGAUUCGCAUCGGAGUAGCGGACGAUGUGAGGUGCCGACCAUGACGUCAAUGCUGGUGGAAACGGGCAAGCGCUGCUCCACACUGCAGUGCGAC
Molecule: messenger RNA, 2741 nt
Organism: Monascus purpureus
Lineage: Eukaryota; Fungi; Ascomycota; Eurotiomycetes; Eurotiales; Aspergillaceae
Source: the annotation of a GenBank genome assembly